Molecule: messenger RNA, 5378 nt
Organism: Epinephelus fuscoguttatus (brown-marbled grouper)
Lineage: Eukaryota; Metazoa; Chordata; Actinopteri; Perciformes; Serranidae
Exons: 17
Coding region: 150-2651 (833 amino acids)
Source: RefSeq, a predicted model, not a curated record
UUUCGCAUUUCCCCUGUCAGAGAAGCAGAGUUCUCUCUGAGUCUUGCAUGAGGGGAAAAACAAAACAUCGUUCACAUUUUUGCGACAAAAGAGGACCUCUUUCUUGGACUGAGCGGUUUCAUGGAUUUUUCUGUAAAAUCUAAAACGUUAUGAUGCCAAGUUUAGGAUCAAAGAAGAAAGACAAUCUACCCAAAAUGGACAGACCCAGUGAAGACUUUCCACAGCUGAGCAAUGAGAUGCAGCUGAGCAUCAUGAACAAGGUGAAGAGCGGAGAGCUGUCCAUCGAGGACGCUCUGAACCAGGCCAGGAAAGACAGGCAGCAGCUGCUCCAACACAAGAGCCUGGCUGAAGAGGAACCGCCACCGUCACAGUACAACUUCAGUGUUCACAAGCACAGCCGCUACAGGUGGCAGAAGCGGGUUAUUCAGAUUGAUUUCAAGACCAAAAUGCUGUGCAGCAUCGAGAAAGGCAUCAUCAAGCGACAGUUUCCCUUCUCAACUGUCAAGAGCUGUGAUGAUGGGUCAGGUUCCAGGUUCUCCAUUUCCUUUAAAGGACACCAUGAUUAUGAACUGGAGGCCACUUCACUGGAGGACAAACACAAGAUAAUGCAGCUUGUGAAUCAGAUCAUUUAUGGGAACAUAUACAGUGAUUCUGAGGGCGAUGCAGAGACAGGUCAGCAGCCUCAAACACCACAGAGCCUUCGGGAAGGCGUCUUGUUACUGCACCGAGGAGGCCUGGCAUCAUUCAAAUGGGUGAAAUAUGAGGUCCAGCUCCACCCGGGCCAGCUAACACUGGUCCCCUUCAGGCGACGGGGCUCCACCGAUGGUGAGGUGACAUACUCGGUGCCCAGGUCCAUCGUGAUUCACCUGUCAGACGGCGACACCAGCGUACAGAAACCUCACAGUUCCGACACUUUCACCCUAAUCACCCACAAAAAUGAGUACAAGUUCCGGGUGCCUGUACCAGAUCAGACUGCUGCUCCUGGGGCUGUCCAAAAGGAACGAGACGCUUGGGUCCAUGCCAUUCACAGACUGUGCAGGGACUGGAAGAGGAAGUCAAUGGCGGAACAAUUGUUUGAACAAACAAAGGAUCUACGACAUAUCAGCAUAGAUGAAGAUGCAGAGGACAGUGGCACAGAGCCUGAGUCAAGUGGUGGAUUUGGUGACGAGAAUAUAACUUAUCCUCCAGUUGAUUAUGAAAAUGCGGCUCCAACUCCUGCCGGUGGAGAUCAUUUAUCAUCUGGUGACACAAAUCAAAGUUAUCCCUCAGCCGAUUAUGCAAAGCCUGUUCCUAAACCUCGCAGCACGAAGAACACUGCUGUUAUCACGCCUGAUAUUUUGCCUCCCGUCCCACCACCAACCUCCCCCGGUGUCGUUCCCAUAUCUUUGCCCACCUCCCCUCAACCCUCCAAAACUGCCCUCACAUCCUCUACCACAGUCCCAGAGUCUCUUAACCAUGAAUCAAGCUCAUCAGCUGUGAAAGGGCCUUCACCGCCCAGCAUCCCUCCACCCCCACCUUUACCCUUCAAAAUCCCAAUGAAGUUGAAAAAACCACGCACCAAGGCUUUCCACUGGGACCAAGUUGGCUCAGACAAGAUUGCAAAAUCAUUUUGGAUACAAGAAAGCACCAGGAGGAUUGAAAUCGACACAUCCCGCCUAUACGAGCAAUUUGCCAUCAAAGAUCUGGGGACGUUUGAUGCCGCUGAGCCGAGCCAUACGCAGCAUAUUAUGCUCAACCAGAAGAUUGCACACAACUUCAACAUUUUCCUCAAAAGUUUUCCAGUGCAACCGGGAGAGCUGAAGGACAAACUGUUCAUCAUUAAUGAGGAAGAUGGAGGCCUGUCUGAUGAGCACAUCACCUCUCUGAGGAGGUACGUCCCCACGUUGGAGGAUGUGGAAAAGUACAAAUCACACAAGGGACCUGUGACAGAGCUGCAUAUUGUGGACCAGUACAUGAUGGAGAUGUGCAACAUCCCAUGCCUGAGCACACAGCUCGACCUGCUGCUGACUCUGAGAGAGCUUCCGAUCAGCAUGAACGACCUGCAACCUCUGAUUAACCAGAAGAUCAGAAUGUGCACGCAGCUGAACAACUGCAGGUCAUUUGUUUCCGUGCUGGAGUACCUCCUCGCCAUUGGCAAUUACCUCAAUGAGAACGCCAGGAAGGAAAAGGCCAAGGGAUUCCGCCUCUCCUCCUUAACUAAACUCUCGCAGCUCCGUGGGAGAGACAAGAAAUUCACCUUGCUUCAUGCCCUUGUGGAGCAGAUCAUGUUGCAUGAACCGUGCCUGGCCACUUUUACCCAGGAGUUGGCAGAAUUUGAAACUGUCCCAGGAGCUUCCAUCAAAGGCCUGACCGCAGAAAUAGAUGUCCUGAAGAAUGAACUGCAGAAAGUCAUUCAGUAUAAAAAAACUUCCAAGAAGAAAAAUGCUGGAGUUCAUCACCCAAACUUCUCCAAAGACCUGAAGUUGGCAAUUGAGAAAUACAACACGGAUCUCUCUGCUCUGACGAAGACGUGUGAGGAGAUGAAGAAACUCUACUCUGUCAUACUGGUUAAAUUUGGUGAACCGUCGGAUCAAGACUCUCAGGAGUUCUUUGGGGUGAUCUGUCAGUUCGUCCAGGACUUCAAGAUGGUCCAUUCUGAAAUCAUGACUUAAACUGUAUAGUGUACAUAUAAGUAAACACUGAGACUGCAGUGAUGAUUAUUAGACAAAACCAUUAAAAUAUAGGCUGUAACCUCUAAUGCAGUAUUUGAUAUUUAAGGGGACCUAUUAUGCCCAUUUUCAGGCACAUACCUGUAUUUAAGGUUUCUACUAGAACAUGUUCAUGCUUUAAUGGUCAAAAAACACUUAAUUCUCCUAAUACUAUGCUGGAACACCUGUGUUCCACCUCUGUCUGAGAUGCUCUAUUCUAUCGCCUGUCUUUUUUAAGCGCCCUCUUCCCAAAAAAGUCCGGUCUGCUCUGAUUGGUCAGCGUAUCCAGGUCAUCCUUAACCUGGCAUCUCUGCACCUUCAUGACAGUCGAUGGGAUGACUGUUAUGGAGAAAAGUGCCACUUUUUACUGUGAAAAACACCAAUAAAAGCUUCAGAUCACAACUGGAAAUGUUCCAAAAGGAAUAUGAUCUGAAAUUUGCUGCUACAAAAAAUAUGGCUGAGGUGAGACGAACAGAUGAAAACUUUAUCUUAUUAGAUUAAAUUGAUGUUGAAGUUUUUCUUUGGGGAAAUAAUUCACAGUUGAAAAAAAAGGCACUUUUUUUUAUUUUAUCACAAUACUCAGCAUAUCGCAACAUACUUAAAAUCGCAGUAAUAUUGUAUUGUGACUUUAGUAUCGCAAUAAUAUCGUGCCGUGGAUCUUCUACUGAUUCCCACUCCUAUCUGACAUCGGGGACAAGUUAGCAUCAGCAACCAAGAUUACAUGUUUUCCUGAUGUUAGCAUGUAGCUACAUGCACAUUACCCAGGGUUUUCUACAGUACAUAUUAAUUAAUCUGUGGCGCACCACCACAACAUCUGCAUCUGCUGCCAUAUAUAGACUUUAUAGUUUCCGAGCUGGGUCUCUCUUUAAGUGUACUCUCGUCAAUAGUUUUGUUUUCCCACAUUACUUUCGAUGAAACUGUCUGCGUUCCUAUGGAAACCACCCACACCGCAAUCCAAUGCUGGGACUAACCAGUGUAACAGCAGCAGAAGACAGUCUGCUUUCACUCGCCUCUGCAGCCGCUGCUACUCUAAUCCAUAAAUCUAAUUUGAUCAGCUCUAAUCAAUGUGACCACAAACUAAUCCAGAGGAAGUCUUGCAUGUGAUAAUCAAACAGUUUCAUUCUCUAUUCUCCACCCUGCGACUCAAACUCAACAGACUGCUGCUGAGGAAAAAAGUCCUCAUGGAAAGUUCUGCUUGCCACCACACAUACAAUCUAUUUCUGUGAGUAACCAUGUUAGCACUGCACUUGCAGUCAAAGAAUGACUGUAAUAGAGAACAAUGGCACUCUUCACUGUAAAAAAAUCACCAAUUAAAGUUUCUAAACACAGCCCCACAUGUUCCAGCAGGAAUAUGAUCCGAUAUCAUGGAGAAAUUUACAACACUGGCAACCAAGAUUAGGUGUUUCCCUGACAUUAGCAUGUAGCUUCAUUUAGCAAUACAGUCUACGUAAUGUAAACACUUGCAGUAGCGUGUCUGAAACAGAUGACCAUAUAAGGAAAUCCAGCACACUGUGACAUCAUACUAUGGCCAGAGUAAAAAGAAGUUUGACCUGAGUAUUGAGAGUGGUAGGAAACCUGAGGUGUUUGCUGACAAGGAAUACUGUCACAUGAAUUUACCUCAUUAUUUGACACUUUGGCCACGUUUAAUAUGAACAUCGUUUACUGUAACACUAUAUGUAUGACACAAACUACUGAAAAGCAUAAUAGGUCCCUUUUAAAGAUAGUAAAAUGUUGCAUGGAUGUAUUUUUUGUAUCUGUUUGCAUUUUUCUCCUGUCUUGUUGUACAGAUAUUUUAUAAUAUAAUGGGCCCUGGAUGUGAUUCAGUGUGUAGACAUACAGUAUGAAGUGUACAGUGAUGCUCGUGCACCUGGAUGACAGAAUAUGAGUGGAAAUCAACUUUGUAAAUAUAAAACUGAUUUAUGUCGUAUUAUUUGAUGUCAGAAGUUGAUUUGAUUUGAGUUGACUUCAUGUUUACUGACAUUUGUUUUGAGACGAAUCAGUAAUGAAGGAUUUGCGACUCCUGGGCUGUAAAAAACACUCCGAUGUUGAAGUGUGCUGCUAAUACCCACAGCUGUCUGCUGGCAGAGGAACAAAACAGACAGCACUUCCGAGGCCAGCUGAGGCUGGUGUACUUUGGGUGUGUGAUUAUUUUGAACAUGCAUUCGUGCUGCGGUCGGGGACGCUUCCUAUCCCAGCGCUCCAGGAGGAGCUCCAAGGCCGCCUCUGAUUAAGCAACACAUCUGCUCUGUGGCAUGAUGAGAAACACAAAACUCACCUUCAAAAGGUAGAAAGAUAUUCUUGGCACUGCUUAGCACUGAUUUAUGUGUUAUAAAGGUUUGUGUGUGCGACUUUUAAUCAGUUGACAGCAAUAACAUCAUUUGUAGUAGUAACUGUGAGCCACGGUGGUAUAAUGAACCAGACCCCUCACUGGGAGGGAAAAGUUGCACAUUUUCUUGUAAAAGCAAAAUCCAAUGAUUUAAUUAAAACUUUGCAUCUGGAGAAACUAGUGAUUCAUUAGCAGCAAACAUAUUUCCAUUUAAAUGUUUCCUUCACAGAGGUUUAUCUUAUUAUUCAUUUUUAUAUUUUCCAAUUUGUCAAAAUUGUAGCUGGAUGGAUCAUUAAGGUUUUUUUCUCCCUGAUGUAGUGUCUUUGUACCGCUUUUAAAAUUAAAAAGAGAUAAGUGACCCAACA